GUCUUCUAUGCUUCACAAUAAACUUAUGUUAAUGACUUUUGAGAAAUCAGAAUGGACCGAUCGGAAAUUACUGCACCGCCAUCUGGUCUAGACCGCGACCGUCCUAUGAGGGUUCCAAGAGCUUGCCAACGAUGUCGGCAGCAGAAGCUCAAGUGCGAUGUUGAACGGCCCUGUACUCUUUGUGUACGAGCUGGGGUUACUUGUGUCGCAUCCAACCAGCCGGUUCUGUGGAAGGUGUAUGGAACCAACAAGCCAUCCAAAAAACCUCGCAGUCGUGAUCGAACUGCGAGCCCCCCACAAACGCGAGCAAAACGCAUGUGCCCAGAUCCCGUUAGGGACGAAGAUAGCCCAAUAUCUCACCUUGUCGCACCAAGUAUCGACAGCACAGGAACCAACGACAUCACAAGCCAGGGUCCAGACACGCCGCAAGAUGUAAAUUCACCCUGGGUGGCAAGCUCUGCCGCAGUACAGCUCAUGGAAGAGGCCUUCCAGCAACACAAUACUGUUAUCCCUGAAGGGCCAGAAACAUCAUCAUUUUCUGCUCGUCGAGUAUCUAUCUCUACCUCGAGGUACAAUCCCACGAUACCUAGCGGAUGCGGUAAUGCAAGAAGCACGAUAGACCUCUCGAGACCUUCUAGCCCAGCGGAGGCGGAACUUUUGUUGCUCUUGCCUUCUUUUGAACCAGCAACAGUGAUAAUUGACAACUAUUUUGAGCGCAUUCACUGGUUUAUGAUGGUGUUUCAUCAGUGUGACUUCAGAGAUCAAUUCGAAAUUCUUUACCGGAACCUCGGUCGACCAUCCCUAGGGACACAGUCUUCGAUCGGAUUUCUGGGAGUACUAGCCGCUGUCUGUGUUGUUAGUCUGAGUUACCUCAGUCAUGAUCAGCGUUCACAGCUCGCAGACCACGGUAUUGACCCAGAGAUUCUCCAGAAACAACUUCUAAUGUCGCUGAAAAUGCGGCUACUCGAUAUUGUGUCGCAAGGUUCAAUUGAAGCUGUUCAGGCCUGCGUUCUUCUUGGGAGCUUCUACCUCUACCAUGGCGAGCCAUCCCUUGCUUGGCCAAUUUGCGGCUGCGGCUUGAGAAUUGCGCAGGCCUUGAAUUUACACCGCCGCUGCCCGCAACCGGAAAAUGACCCGCCAGAUCUCGAUGAUCGGACCCGCCGAACAGAAGAAUCUCGUAAACGUUGUUGGUGGGCAGUUUACGAAAUAGAAACAUUCUGCUCCAUGCUUUACGGCUUUCCCCUGAGCAUAAACGACGAUGAUUGCGACAUGGAGCUCUUGAACCCAUAUCCUUUAAGAUCCGGCGACCCCAAGUGGAAGCCUGAUGUGUUGAAGCAAACGGGUCAAGCAACGCUAUUAACUUUCAAGCAUUCAAUGGUUCAGCUCUCUAUUAUCGUAAAAUGCGCACUCGUCGACUUGUACGGUCUCCGUGGUAGUUCCGAAGAUAAGAGAAAAUCCGUUUCCGACAAUCAACGUUUGCAUACCGUGAUCUCGACCGUGUCUAAGUUAUCGAAGAGACUUGAGGCGCUAUGUCAGAUCAUCCCAAAGCGCUUGCGGAUCAAUGAGUCUACAGUAUCAGAUGCUGCUCUACGUGAAGCAGAGAGAGCCAGAGCAGAUCAUCCUAUCGACUACUACAACAGUCCUCAAUUUCUUUUCCCACUUCAAGGGUUGAUAUUGAGCCUUGCUUUCGAAAAUGCGAGAAUUCUCAUCCACCGACCACUUUUGUCAUACAGACUGAUCUCUUCUGCGAAGCAGAUGAACGCCGAUGGACGAUCUCACACUAUCUUGUCGACAGAUUCAUACCGGUCUGCCAUUCAAACCUGUAAAGAUGCCGCGCUUAAGGUCUCGAUCAUUAGCUCCCUGCCCAUUGUCAAGGAUGCUGCCAAUACUUAUGCGGUCUCUUUCGUGUCCAUGCACGUACUCACUGCAGCAGUAACACUAUCCAUUAUUACGAGCCUGGAACCUUUGAGUCGCGAUUCAUAUGAUUGUAAAAUGGGAAUUCGACGCCUAAUGGAAAUGCAAUCCCGCCUCAGGUCUCGUUCAAUCGUUGCAGAACAGGGUCUCAGCAUUCUGAAAAAGUUGAUGUCAUUGGUGUUGGCUAAGGAGCGGGAACAAUUGCUAGAAUUUCCUAGCAACACCGACCCGGAUCAUGACAAAUCCGACACUUUUCCGAAUAGGAGGGGAUGUACCGAAGAUAAUCCCCCACCAGAUGAUAGCAGUGACCCGGUAGCGGCAUUGCGUCAAUCACAGAAUGCGCCUCAUUCUGACCUUGGAAACGUAGAGUCUCCACACACGUCACUUACAUAUACCUCUGAUGGCUUGACUAUGGAUUUAUAUGAAGACUCGACCAUCACUCAGGCGCUUCACGAAUUUGAGCAAGUUAUUAAUCUACCUACCGAGUCCCCUGAGAGUGGCGCGUUUCUUAACAUGGAAUCAGGCCAAUGGAUGGGAAGCUGUUUCAAUAGCCAAGAUCAGAGCUGGAUCUGGGGAUCCAACUAUCAGCUAUGAGAAUUGUGUAAAUAUGACCUCAUAUCCGCAAGACCUUGACCGGUACAAUGUCGAAGCGUAUUUGGUAAAGACAUAACAAUUUACUUCGCCAUUGUUCCAUUUCAUACAUUUCUCACUUCUUCCGCUUACAUAAGUACACUUUGAGGUUGAGACAUUUCAUGUCCUCUUUUGUAAUAUCUCCAUUACAGCUACAAAUAGAAAGAAAGCUGGUGUCGCCAUGUCGAAGUAAAGUUUAUUGGAUCGCGGAAGGGCAGUUUGAGAAAGAACAGGCAUGCGAGGUAUAUCUUCAUGAUAGGUGAAAC
Molecule: messenger RNA, 2810 nt
Organism: Aaosphaeria arxii CBS 175.79
Lineage: Eukaryota; Fungi; Ascomycota; Dothideomycetes; Pleosporales
Exons: 5
Coding region: 52-2508 (818 amino acids)
Biological process (GO): regulation of DNA-templated transcription; DNA-templated transcription
Molecular function (GO): DNA binding; DNA-binding transcription factor activity, RNA polymerase II-specific; zinc ion binding
Source: RefSeq, a predicted model, not a curated record